CGAUUUCUGAAAACCCGAUUUCCAGAGGUAAUUCGAAUAGAACGUACGUACUUUUUUUUUCGGGUUAAGAAGGUAGGGCCGCAGAGGCAAGGAGGGCAUUUGUGAGCGAGGCCGCUACUUCAGCAGCCAUGGCAUCUGCUGCGCAGCAGAGGUCUCAGGCUAGUGGGUCAAGUUCUGUGGGGUCAAUGGUCGCACAAACCCUGAGUCAGUCCACUGGCGUUAUGGCAAGCCAGCCAAUAGUAUUGACCCCCGAGGAGGUCGCCAUACAGCGAGCAGCUAUUCGCGAGGCACAGCUACAGCAGGCGUUAGGAGAGAUUAAGGCAGAGAAAGAGAAAAUGAUUAGAAGAAGAGCCAAGAUGCAGUGGAGACCAGCGGACGUUAGCAAGUUAGAGGAGAUGGACCUGACGAACAUGGAUGACGAUGUGAGGACCCUACGGAAUCAGUUGGUAGGUGAGGCCAACAUCAAUAAGCACAACUUUCCCUCGUUCAGUAAGAAGGCCCUAGACCUAGAGGCAAAGAUAGGGCAUGGGCAGACACCCACAACGGACGGUAGGAGAAAGACACUGCCUCCCAACUGGAAGGCGAAAGGCCACAUAAUGUUCGUUGACAACGAUGGUUCUACCAUCGAAUUAGAAGUCGAUUUCCAGGCGGGAGUGGGUUCAGAGGCAGGCAACGUAGAGGUUUCACGGGGKGGAACAGUUGCUGCCUCUGUCCAGAAAGGUGAGCUCGAUGAUCUUCGCCGACAACUGAAGGAUCUCAUAGAGAAGGGUUGGAUCCGGCCUAGUGUCUCCCCUUACGGAUCGCCAGUUUUAUUUGCACCGAAGAAGGGGGGGACCUUGAGGAUGUGCAUUGACUAUAGGGGCCUCAAUGCCAUCACAGUGAAGAACGUCGAGCCCCUACCGCGCAUCGACGACUUGUUGGAUCGAGUGCAAGGGUGUUGGUACUUCAGUAAGAUAGAUCUGAAGUCUGAGUACCAUCAGAUUGCAAUACGGCCCGAGGAUCAACACAAAACUGCAUUUCAGACCAGGCUUGGUGAAAGCCUGUCCAUGGACUUCAUGGAUACGCUAGUCACCAGCAAGAGUGGCAUGAGGUACAUCUACGUCAUCGUGGAUAGAUUUAGUAAGUAUGCCAGAUUAGUAGCUAUGCCGGAAACAGCAAAGACCGAGUACGUUAUCAGGCUAUUUAAGGAAAACUGCGUCAGAGACUUUGGCCUGCCGAAGUCUACAAUCAGCGAUAGGGAUGUCCAAUUCACCAGCGAUCUGUGGAAGGCCGCAGCUGCCGAACAAGGAACACAGCUGCAGAUGACAUCUGGAAACCAUCCGGAGGCAAAUGGACAGGCAGAACAGAUGAACCGUGCUGUUCAACACUUGCUGAGGCAUUACAGUAAGCCUGAUCAAGUGGACUGGGAUGAGAAGCUCGCUCUCAUCGCCAGCUUGUACAACAACGCAGUUCAUAGUGCUACGAGA
Chara braunii is the source of this 1466-nucleotide messenger RNA. The record is from the annotation of a GenBank genome assembly. Lineage: Eukaryota; Viridiplantae; Streptophyta; Charophyceae; Charales; Characeae.